Messenger RNA from Gasterosteus aculeatus aculeatus (three-spined stickleback), 3856 nucleotides. It is a transcript of the gene cep135, whose product is annotated as centrosomal protein 135. NCBI's taxonomy places the organism in Eukaryota, Metazoa, Chordata, Actinopteri, Perciformes, Gasterosteidae. The record is from RefSeq and is a predicted model, not a curated record.
CCGCGGCGCUUCCAUGGUGACGGGCCGCGGGCCGCCGGCGCUCUUUUCAAACCCCGGUACCGCGAAAGCAAACAUGUCAACCCAAACGCGUUGUUGACUCUCAAACAUUAACGGAGGACAACGUGUAAACGCCCGACGGAGUCCCGCGCGAGGCAUUGACCCCGGGAGAGACGUUUACGUCGGUUAUGCAGAGCCGUUAGUCCCGCAAACUGUCCCUGCGAUCACGCGGCUGCUGGUCGCUCGCUGAGCGCCGCCAACAUGAACAACAACGCCGAGAGGAAGUUCGUGAGUCUGCGGAAGCGUCUGGACCAGCUGGGCUACCGACACCCGCUGGGCAUCGAGUCACUGCCGCUGGUGGAGAAGCUGUUCAGUGACCUGAUCCACACGACGGAAAGCCUGCGCAACACCAAGCUGUCGGCGGGCAAAACCGAGGAAGAAACCCGAACCUUCGACGCCCUUCUGGAGCCGUACAGGGCGGAGAACGCCCGAGUGGUCCGGGAGAACAACCAGCUGCACCUGGAACUUCUCAAGCUGAAGGAGGAGAAGGAUCGAGUCGGCAGAGAGCUGAAGACCCACAUCAGGAAACUGGGCCACGAGACGUCUGACCUGAAGUUUUUAAAUAACCAGUACGUGCACAAAGUUCGCUGCUUGGAGAAGGACAGCAAGGCGAAAGCUGAGCGCAUCCAACAGCUGCAGGAGAAGAACAUGCAAGCCGUGGUGCAGACGCCAGGUGGGAAGAAGCGCAGCAUCCCGUUCAGACGGCAAAGGAUGCAGAUCGAUGAGCUCACACCUCGCUCCUCCACAUCGGCCUAUCCCGCCUCGCAGCCCGAUGACCCGUACAUAGCCGACCUGCUGCACAUGGCCGAUGGGAGGAUCCAGGAGCUGCAGGAUGACAUCAUGAAGGUCAAACUAGACCUGGAAAACGCUCAAGAGUUUAUAAAACACUUAAACACGCAGGUGGAGGAGCGGGACAAAGAGAUUGAGCGCAUGAGCCGCGCUCUUCGUGGAGGACGGCCUCACGAUGUCAUUUCCCUCGAGGCCCAGAACAUCAGCAACGAGAAGAUGAUUGCGCAUCUCAACCUUCAGAUCGAAUACCUGCAGGAGACCAACAGGACUCUGGAUCAGAAGGUCGACGCGCUGCAGCAGAAAAAGGAGGACGCCUCCACCGAAGUGGCCAAUCUGUCCUUGAAGAACCUGGAGCUGUGCGAGGAGCUGACGCACGUGGACGACUUGGCCCAGCGGCUGGAGACGGACAAGGAGCACGUGCUGGAGGCCGCCGACGUGGAGCUGCAAGAAAGCAAAAAAGCGAUUCAAAGGCAACAGAGAACCAUCGAGGACCUGGAGGAAAUCAUCUCAACACUGAGACGGGAGCAGUCCGAAGGCGACUUCGAAAAAGACCGUCUCAGAGAUGAGCUGCUGGACCUCAGAGAGCAGAAGGAGAAGAUGGAGGGACUGGUGAACUUCCUGGAGGAGGAGAAACUGCGGCUGAAGGACAAAAUGGAGAACAUGAUGGCAGCUGACAAAGACUUGGUCCUGGAGCUGGAGUCCAUGCGGGCCAAGCACGGCGUUUGUGGAAGGGAGCGCUCCCCGUCGCGUCUUGAUGCCUUCGUCAAGAGCCUGGAGGAGGAGAGGGACCGCUACCGGCAGGAGGCCGAGCGCUACAGGAGAGCCCGAGGGGCCGGGGGGCCGGACUCGAGCCCCAGUCGGAGCCCGGUGAGGGGCCGGAGUCCUCGGCCCAAAGCGGGCGGCGGCGCAGAGACGGAGCUGCUCCGCUUGGUGAAGGAACGCAACGAGCUGAAGGCGGCUCUGCUGGACUUUGAGGAGCACAUGGAGGACAUCCAGAACAAGGUGAAGGGCCUCAGCUCCGAGAGAGACCGCUUCAAAGCCCUCUGGAGACGGGCUCAAGAGGACCUGCAGCGGGCCGGUGGAGCGGACGGGUCAGCUGACCUGCUGACGCUGCAGCAGGAGGUGAAGCGAGCGGAGAGCAGAAUCCAGCAGAUCACCACAGAAGCAGAGAGAGGAAGGGAGGAGAGGAGGGACCUGGAGGACGCCGUGAAGAGCCUGGAGCGGGAGAGACUGGAGCUGAGGUCCCAGGUGUGUCGGCUGAAGGAGAACAGGGAGGCUGCCGAGGAGGAGCUGAGGCUUCGCUCUGCCGCUGUGGUCCAGAACGCAGAGGAGGUUUCCCAUCAGAGGGCCGAGACCAACGCGCUGAGGCUGCUGCAGGAGCAGAUGGAGCAGUCGCUGUCUGACACUCAGCGCCGGCUCUCUGUGAAGGCCAACGAGCUGCUUGCUGCACGUCAGCACAUCCGGCAGCUGGAGGAGGCGACGCGGGAGCUGAGUCAGCAGGGCUCCGAGCACAAAGAGGACGUGGCUGCUCUCCAGAGGUCUGUGUCCGCUCUGGACAGAGAGAAGGACGCUUUGCAGGACGAGGUGGAUGAGAAGACGGAGAGACUGGUGGCUCUCCAGGAGGAGCUCUCUAAAAAGGAGCAGACCCUCAGAGACGCGAGGCUCGCCGUCACACACAUGGACGCCUCCCUAGCCCAGCUGCAGGAGGCGCUGCUCGGCCGCGAGAGGGAGAUCGCCAGCAUGAGGAGGCAGCUGGACGCGGGUCACGAGGAGCUGGCCGGACUCCGGCGAGACAAAGACAUCACCGUGAGAGAGAACCGCCGGCUGCAAGACGACCUGGCUACCAUGACCAGAGAGAACCAAGCCGUGCACGUGGAGAUGGAGGAGGCGCUGCACGAGAAGGAUGAGCUGAAGAUGAGGGUCCACUCUUACAUUUCUGAAGUGUCCCGAAUAGAGAAGCUGAUGAACACGAAGGAGCAGGAGAACAGGGACCUGCUGGAGCGAUUCAGGAUGGCCCACUCGGAGGUGGAGGAGCAGGAGCACAAGCUGCAGCAGGCUGAAGGCUUCAACAGCUCCAUCCGCCUGGAGCUGCAGUCCUCGGACGCGGAGCGCCGGCACCUGCGCGACACCGUCAGCUCUCAGGGGAGGGAAAUCCAACAGCACACGCAGGCCCUGCAGGCCUACGAGGCCCAGGUGUCGGCGCUGGUGCGCGGGAUGUCCCGGCUGGAGGAGGAGCUGCGAGGAGCGCGGGAGGAGAAGGCGGAGCUCCUCUCCGACCUGGCAUCCGUCAGGGAGCUGUGCGUCAAGCUGGACGCCGACAAGGAGCACGCCGUACGUCAGCUCACCUCCAGGAGCAUGGACCUGGAGAGGGUCACAGGAGAACUGGAGGACGUUCGGUCGGAGGCGGAGCUUAUUAAAAAGCAGAUGACCAGCGAGAGGCUGACCGUCCGCAACCUGGAGACCCUCCUCUCGUCCAAUCGGCACAAGGAGUUCCAAACCCACCUGACGGCCAGCGAGAAGGAGUCCGAGCUGAAGGUCCUCCGUGACCGGCUGACUCUCGCCGACAGCAAAACGGUGGAGCUGUCCAGGGAGGCGUCCCAGCUGCGCGCCAGCGUGUCCCAGCUGCAGACGGAGAUGGACGUCCUGAGGAGACAGCUGACCAGCGAGCGCUUUGAGCGCGAGCGCGCCGUGCAGGAGAUGCGUCGACAGGGCGUUUCCUUCUCGUCGUCCCACGACGCUUCUCACACUUCCCCCGAGCGCUCGAUCCUGCGGACCCCGGCCCGCUCCGCCGACCGGCCCGCCGACAGAAGCGUGAGCUUCAAGGAUUAAAAACACAGACGGACCUGGAAUCAUGCAGGUGUUUAAUGGCAACAUUUGUACUGUUUCUGUCCGACUCCCUGGAUUCAAAGGCUCCAACGUCUGAACAAAUACUGGACUGCGUGUUAAGCUUCAUGUUUUAAAUGUUUAAAUUAUUAAAUUAUUUUUGUAAUAAAGCGAUACAGAAAUUGAA